Molecule: messenger RNA, 1105 nt
Organism: Octopus bimaculoides (California two-spot octopus)
Lineage: Eukaryota; Metazoa; Mollusca; Cephalopoda; Octopoda; Octopodidae
Source: RefSeq, a predicted model, not a curated record
AUGGAGAUUGUUUUUAUUCUAAGAGUAUCAACUCCUCGCUGGAUAAACUUUCUCUAUGAAGUACUAGCAACUCAAGUACAUCGUCUUCCAUCUCUUAUUCAAGCCCUACGUCAUUUGCAAGUGUCGCAAUAUGUUUCUGCGCGGCUUGUUCUUAUAAAAAGCCGACCUCAGGAUGAUUCAAGUCAUUCGUCAGCUGAUCGCCAAAGUAAUCGUCUCUACCUACAGACCACGUGGGAGAUAACAACACAAAAACCUCUUCAAGCUACAUCAAGUGUGAUCACACCAAAAAUUUCAACUAUGUCUCGCCUUGUUUUCAUCCUCCUCGUUACAUGCUCCACCAUGGGCUUCGUACUGGCUGCACCUUCCUACCUAGAUGACACCAAAGGUAAUACCGUAACACACUACAUCAGUAUCGAAGAUUUGAAAAAAUUAGCUGAUGUUGCCAGCGACUUGGACAACAUAUCCAACAUGGUUCAAAGGCGUAAACGCAGUUUGUCCAGCUUCCUGGUUCAAAUCAUGACGAAAGCCCAAAAGAACUCAACUACAGCAAGAUACGCAAUGUUUUAAAAAGCUAAAUUCCACCAGAACCAACGCAAAAAUGUUGCCGCCAGCAGCUUGGGAAAUUGUCUCAGAAAAGAAAUGGCCACAGACUUUGCAAAACUUCCGUGAAUGAGCCAAAUUAGACACACACAGACAUACACACACAAUUAUGUGUGUAGACAUGAAGAAAAUAGAUCCCUGGAGUUUUCCCUGUUCGUCCAAACAAAAUGGUACAAUCGUAUAAGGAAUUCUUUCGUUUGAGCUUAUCUGCAACCACUAAUAUUUGUGUAGUUAUGUAAUGUGAAAGUACGCAACAUUAAGUUAUGUAUAUAAAGUUGUCUUUGUAUUAACAUCUAUAUGUAUAUAUGCGUGUGUAUGGUGUGAGUGAUACAAAUCAUAUUUGCUUCCCCAACUCACUUUGAGUCAGAGAAAUAUAUAUUUUCAUACUUCGUGUAAAAUAGCCCACACUACUUAGCAUCCAAGGGAAGACAAUACAAAUAAAUUUCCAUCAUGACAUGGAAUCUUGUUAGAAAACCAAACUUUUGCAAAUAGAAUCCGUAUAGAU